AUGAGCCUGACAGAUGAGCAAAAGACAAUUGACGACCUCCAGGCCAACUGGAUCUGGGUCCCAAACUGGGUUGAUUCUUCAGAUGCCAAUACAGCUGGGAAAAUCGUCCACUUCACACGCAGUAUCAACUUGUCCUCGCAACCUGUCAAGUCAGUACUGCAUUUCUCAGCUGACACACGAUACAAACUCUACGUAAAUGGGCAGCAUGUUGCCGUCGGACCGACUCGCAGCAGUCCAUUGAUUUGGUACUAUGAUACUCUGGAUAUCACGCCCUACCUAAGAGAAGGGCACAAUGAGAUUCGAUUCGUGGUUAUGCGCUACUUUCACUUUUUACGCUGCGCAAUGCCCUUUGAGCGGACGGCGCUUCCCGGUCUGACUGUUAUUGGAAUGGUGGAGACUGCAGCGGGGGAAGCCAUCGAUCUCAAUUCUUCUCAGAAUUGGCUGGGAAUUAUUGAUCAAAGUGUUCAAUUCCCGAUGGGUCUUGCUGAUGAUGUUUUCUUACAUAUCAGCGAGCGUGUCGCUCCCGCAGAUCCCAGCCCCACAGUGAUACCGGUUGCAUACAAGAUGAGGACUUUGAACGGUGAUAUUCCGCCCUGGAAUCUGCGUCCACGCUCGAUUCCAAUGCCCGAGUCAAUACCCGCUGAUGUCACAGCAAUUAGAGCCUGCGAGAGUGUUGUAAAAGCUAGUGACUGGGAAGCUUUAUUUGCUCGAAACCACUCUAUUAACCUCCCAGCGAGUUCAAUCCAUACCCUUGAGGUACAAGCAGAUGUUCACUCGACCGCAUUUCUUCGAUGGGCAUUCAAAGCAGUUGCAAACGCCUCAAAUAUAAAGCUCAAAGUGACACACUCAGAGGGUUAUGAACUCGAACCACGAUCAUACCCCUUCUUUCGCUCUAAGGUAGACAGGUUAGAUGCAAGUGUCGGUCACAUAAUCGGACCAUACGACGAGGUAACGCUCAGUCUUCCCAAUGGGGGUGAACGCAUCGUCUAUGAGCCAUUCUGGUUCCGCACUUUCCGCCUCUUGAAGAUCGAGAUCACAGUUGGCCAUGAGCCAAUCGAAAUUCUAUCAUUCGACGCUACUCAGGUCAAUUACCCUCUAGCCGUGAAAGCUAGCUGGAAACAGCCCGGUGAUCCUCAGACCGAGGAAAUAUGGAAUGUCUCUAUACGGACGAUGAGAAAUUGUAUGUUCGAUGGAUACUCCGACUGCCCAUUCUACGAACAGUUACAAUACUCCGGAGACAGCCGUUCCGUCGGUCUAUUCCACUACCUCCUCUCAGGCGAUGACCGUCUAAUGCGGCAAGCGAUAACAAACUUCGCCGCUUCAGUCACGCCUGAGGGUCUUACACAGUCGCGCUUCCCUUCACACGUACCGCAAGUUAUAGCCGGAUUUUCCCUAUACUGGGUCUUACAAGUCUGUGAUCAUCACGUAUACUUUGGCGAUACGCGCUUCUCGAGAAGCUUUAUUCCGCGUAUUGAUGGGAUCCUUGACUUUUUCGAUUCUCAUGUCGACGACCUAGGCCUUGUCAGUGGAUUACCGACGGUUGUUUGGCAGUACGUUGACUGGGUCACGACCUGGGGUGCUACAGACGAACAUCCCGACAAGGGCGUUCCAACCUCGGGGAGAAAGACCAAUCGACACACUUAUUUCAGUAUGAUAUAUGCUUGGGUUCUCCAGAAGGCUGCUGUGUUGGUCCGUGAUGUUGGUCGGCCGGGGCAUGCCUCCGAAUACGAAACGAGGGCAGCAUCACUGAUAUUGGCCAUCCGGGCCCAUUGCUACGAUGGGAAGUUCUUCACCGAUUCAACAGCCGAUGUCGUGGAUGAGCUAUCCUAUUCUCAGCACUGCCAGGUAUUCGCUGUUAUUUGUGGCGCAGCGAGGGCGGGCGAAGCGACGCGGAUCUUGACCGAAUCGUUUACCAAUGAUCGGUUCUCGAAAUGCUCUUACAUGAUGCGGUUUUAUGCCUUCCGGGCAUUGGCGUUGGCUGAUGAUGGCGAUCUGUAUGAUUCGUUUUGGGAGAAGAUGUGGUCUCCGUGGAGAGGGAUGCUGGCUAAUAAUCUCUCGACGUGGGAAGAGGAUGAUGUUAGGCAGAGGUCUGAUUGUCAUGCCUGGGGGAGCGUGCCCAUUUACGAGUACUGCACUGAGCUGGCGGGUGUUCAGCCUGUUGCUCCUGGUUCGUCCAAGAUAUUAUUCAGGCCGCGGCUUCGUCUGACAGGGGCCCUGGAAGCAAAGGUUGCCGUUGGUAAGGACAACUUGGCAGAGGUCUCGUGGAGGAUCAACUCCGAUGGCGAGAAGAUGGUUGAGCUCAGACUUGAAAAAGCGGUUGAAGUCGUCAGUCAAUUGCCAGGGGGCAAGGAAGAAGGGCAUGGCAUCGUAGACUAUCUCAGGUUCGUGUUUAAAGGCUGA
Molecule: messenger RNA, 2400 nt
Organism: Penicillium waksmanii
Lineage: Eukaryota; Fungi; Ascomycota; Eurotiomycetes; Eurotiales; Aspergillaceae
Product: putative rhamnosidase B
Exons: 4
Coding region: 1-2400 (799 amino acids)
Biological process (GO): carbohydrate metabolic process
Source: RefSeq, a predicted model, not a curated record